GCCUCCUGGGCGCGCGCCCUGGGCUGCUCGGCCGCCGCGGCCCCGCGCGCCCGGCAUGUCGGUGCACUACACCCUCAACCUGCGCGUCUUCUGGCCGCUGGUGACCGGCCUGUGCACCGCCCUCGUGUGCCUCUACCAUGUCCUGCGGGGAAGCGCGGGCGCCCCGGCCGAGCCCCCCGACGGCGCGGACAGCGGCUUCCCGCUGCUCAAAGUGGCCAUCCUGCUCCUGCUCGGGUACGUCCUCCUGCGCUGUCGCCACUUGGUGCGGCAGCGCUUCCUGCCCGGCUCUUCUCGCCUGGCGGGCCACUCGCCUUUCUCUCCUAGACACUUGCGAGAGCCCGGCCUGAGCAUCCUGCUGGAGAGUUACUACGAGCACGAGGUGCGCCUGUCCCCGCAUGUGCUGGGCCACAGCAAGGCGCACGUGAGCCGGAUCGUGGGCGAGCUGGUGAGGGCUGGCCGUGCGCGGGGCUCCCCGGGUCCCAUCCCUGGAGGAGCUCUGGCCUUGGCCUUCCGCGGAGACUUCAUCCAAGUGGGCAGCUCCUACGAGCAGCAUAAAAUCCGCCGCCCCGACAGCUUCGACGUGCUGGUGCCCCUGCGCCUCCCUCCACCGGUGGCGCUGGAGCCGCGGAGCCUGGGCACGGAGCCCGCGCUGGCCCCUGCCUUCGGCAGCUGCUUCGUGUGCGCCCUCAAGGCGCCGCCCUCGCUGUCGGGGACCUCCGGGGGCCAGUGGCUUCGGGACUGCAAACCCUUCGCGGACGGCUUCUGCGUGGAUGUGCGCGGGCGGCGCCAUCUCUCUGCCGCGUCGGUGCUGCGUUGGUUCCAGUCGCACCUGCAGCGCUCCCUGGCUACCGUGCGCUACAGCUUGGAGGGGCGCUGUCGGGUCAGCCUGACCCCCGGCGGCCUGGAACAGCCUCCCACCCUCCACAUCCUGCCCUGCCGCACCGACUACGGUUGCUGCCGCCUUUCCAUGGCUGUGCGUCUCAUCCCCGCCGUCCAUCUGGGCGACGGUGUCUUCCUUGUGGCACCGCCACCACCACCUUCGCCCGUCGGGCCCCUGUUGGAGCUCCCAGGAGGCCUAAGCACUGAGGCGCUGUGGGGUGUGAACACAGCUCGUCAGGAGCAGAAGCUCCUGGGGUGGCUGCAGGAACGGGCCCCUCCAGGUGCCUGCUACCUCAAGUGCCUGCAGUUGCUUAAGGCUCUGCGAGACCUGGGCGCCCGCGGGCUGGACCCGGUGGCUGCCACCCAGUGGGGACGCAUCCUGUCGUCGUAUGUGCUCAAGACGGUGCUGCUGACGGUGCUGCUGCGCGAUGGGGUCCCUGCCCACGGCUGGGAGGAGGCGCACCUGAGCGAGUGCUUGGAAGAGUUGGUGCAGUUCCUUCGGGGCUGUCUGCUGAGACGGCACACGCUCUUCCACUGUGUACUGGGCCCCGGAGGGGCGGCCACCGAAGUGGGCCCGCUGCCCAAGGUACUGCGUGAAGCCGCCCCGGUUGACCUUCUGGCCGCCUUCGACCCACACGCCCGCGAACUCACAGCGGCGAGGCUGCUGUCCACGUGGCGAAGGCUGCCGCAGCUUCUCCAGGCCUACGGGGGUCCCCGCUACCUUGCCAGGUGCCCCCCACCCAGGAGUCAGCGCACACAGGGGUUCCCUGAAGAUGAACCCUAAACCUUGACAGCACUUGCACCUGACCAAAUGCUCCUAAAACCUUUCCCUUCGGGUGACUGUAGGGAUGAAGCCAAAGGCAAGAUGACUGUGUUGGACAAUUUGGAGGAUGCCACAGGCUUUGGUGGCUUAGAUGUCACCCCUGGCUCCACAACCGAAUAUAUAGUUACUGCAUCUUCUUAACAUCCGCAGGAUGGUUCUGAACAAACUGGCAUAAUGCCCAGCUGCAGCUGUUGAGAUUUGGCCACAAGGGUGAUCUGUGUGGAAUCUUGCAGAGAGAUCUGUUCCCAGGGAAAUCUAAAAGAGAAAGCAAAAACUAGCUACAAAGCAAGUUCCCUCGGUCAGUUUCUAGACACAGACCUCAGUGCACCCAGAUUUUUUAAAAUUAACAAAUGUUUGUGACAGACCUAUUUGCUAGAAAGUAGGUUCCCAACUGAAUUGGAAAAAAAAAAGGAAGAAAACUCUCUGAAUCUUUAGGGACAAUUGAAGUUCUAGUGCAGCAUUUAGUAUUCUGAGGAACAUUGUUUCUCUAUUCAAAUUAAUAUCAAUGUAUUUUAUGGUGCAAUCACAGAUGUUUGAUAGGAUGCUCAAGAGCAAGUAGCACUUUAUGCUGAUCACUUUUCUUGUUUUGUGGUGGGAGCACCAAGCCUUGCAGCUGAAAGGAAGGCCGGUUACUUUUAUUAUGAAGACAUGUGCAGCUUUGAAAAGCAGCCAGGAGUUGCUUCACAUGCCCCCAGGCUACGAGCUACACUGGGUACCAGUCAGUCAACACCAGUUUGUUGAGCGCCUACUGUGAGCCAGCACAAGGCAGAGCAGCAGCAAAAUACAUAAUUGACACUGGUGCAGGCAUGAAACAUGUUGGAUCUUGAGAAAGAGACUGUUCGGUCUUUUGCCUAUAAAGAUGUCUGGCCAGCCUUUGCUUCUGGCUGAACACAGAACCCUUUUUGGUUUUAAGGCUUUUGAAGCAAACUCCUCCGCAAGGGUGUCUUUCUGAGUAGCUAGAGGCUAAAAGUUUCUUCUUGCUUGCCCGGGGAAGCCCAAAUGGUCCCAAAGGGCCAGCUUUGAGAGGCUCUUGAUUCAGCUUGGGUUUUGCAAAACAGUCACAUACAGAUCAGUACCUCGGGAUCUGUCCUAGAGAUCAGUGACUCCGGAUCCCAGGGCAGAGCCCUAAGUUAGAGGAAGAGCAGGAGAGACAGCAGUAGUCUGCUCUUGUUUUCUCUUUGGGUGCAGAUAUCACAGGGUUGGGUGAAUGGUGCAGCUAGGGAUUUGAGAGCUGGGUUUGAGAUUUUCCUUUUUCUCCCAAAUGCAGUUCAAGGUUAGAGUGGUGUAAGAAGCACUGAUUGGAAAUGCAGCCAGUCUCAGCCUUAUAGUUGGGAUUAAAAAAAAAAAAAAAAAAAAGACAUGUACUUCCUUAGAUUCUUAAAGGCAAAAGUUUGCAAGACAGAAAUAGUUACAUGAAUAGGAUCGUUGUUUAAUUUCUGAGCUAUUUUGGGGGAGUUGCAUAAGCUGCCUUUCUUUAGGGGAUCCACUUGACCUCCGUGGGAAAUCCUUGUGGAUAAAUGAUUUACAGGGCAUCCUUCUCAGACCUACAUAGGGUUCUUUUAUCCUUUUCAACCUUGGACUGAAAGAGAAACAGCCUCAAAUAGUGCGCUGUCUCUUCAAGGUUGUUCUGGGGGACCACUCUCUUUGAUACCCCAAGGGUUCUUUCUAGCUUUUGAGGCGAAUGUCAAUUCAUGAGGUACUACAUUGAGCAAAGAAAUGAAUUACAGCUUUCUGCAAAGAUAUAAACUGCACAGUGUUUUUUUAAAAAUUUACUUUUUAAAAUAAAUGCCAAGAGUAGAUCUUAUCUAUAUAUCUAUGUAUUUAUAUAAACAUAAUUUCCAUACUCAGCCCGAAGUUCCCCUGUAGUCAUUAAGUCUACUGGAGUGGGGAAAAAUGGGCUAUUGGGUGGAUUAUAAACCUUUAAAAACUAAAUUUUCCAGAUAUUUCUAGCUGAGUCGGUAGCUUUUUUUUUUUUUUUAAUCUUAAUAGUAUUUUAAAGUAUAAACCUGGUAAUGUAGUAUUCUUGUAGUUUUUUAUAUUAUUAUUAUUAUUAUUUCAGGUAAAUUACCCCAAACCUCAUCCAUCCUCAAGGUUUUUAAAUUUUAGUUUUUUAAAUUAAUGGGCAUUGUAUUUGUGACUUUAAAAAUAUUAAUGUUUUAUUUAAAUGCCAUAUGCUGAGCAAUUAUUCUCUGUACAUGGUAACCAAAACUUAAAGAGAUUUCGAUCAAUUUUGAUCAAUUUUAGUGAUCCAAAACAUGUACUGUGUACAAAUGAAAUAAGAUGGCAUAUUAGCUAGGUGUGAUGGUGGCCCAAGGCAUUUACAUUAAAUUCAAUUCUGGAUUUUAUUAGGGCUCCAUCAUAUCCCUCAUCUGAAAUAUACACAUUUUUGGUGUAUGCUUGGUACUGGAGAUUUAUAUAUCAAUAUUCUCAUACAAGAAGGCUCUACAGAAAUAGGGAGAAAACUGUUUAGCCAGUGCCCCAAGAAAAUGUUUUGGGGUAAUCCCAGUGGCUCGGGAGGCUGAGGCAGGAGGAUUACGAGUUCAAAGCCAGCCUCAGUGACUUAGUGAGGCCCUAAGCAACUCAGUGAGACCUUGUCUCUAAAUAAAAUAUUAAAAAGGGCUGGGAUGUGGCUCCGUGGUCGAGCACCCGAGUUCAAUCCCUGGUACUACCCCCCAAAAAAAAAAGUUUUGGGGAAGAUCUCUGGGCCAUUUUGUGAGACACCCUUCAGUAACUCCCACUGACCCGGCGCAGAGCCUUCCUGGAAUGUUUGUGGACCAAGAAAAGAUGGUUUUUGCAAGAAAAGAAUCUGGAGCUGCAGGAUGGGAGAAUGUGAGUGAGCAGAGAGAAAUCUGGAGAAUUCAGGAAGGCAGGCUCAAGGUGGAAGGGAGAGAGAGGGGGCAGAAGGGAGAAGAGGACCACCAGAGGGUGCGGGAGAGGUUUGGGUUAGGUAGGAAACACAUUUUUAGGGGUAUGCUCUUUCCAACUGGGGUUCGCAAACUCAGCAGCCUGCGGGAACAAGGGAGGGAAGUAAAUAAGGAAGAGCGGGGGCUGUGCCCACCUUAGAAGGGGGCAGCCGUGGCUCAGCUCUAUGCUGGAAAAGGGAGGGAGAGAUCGGGAGGAUUUUUUUUUUUUUUUGCUAAGUUUUUUUUUUUAAACUUAUGAUUAUUUAAAUCAAUGUUUUUAAAUGUCCAAAACAUUUAGUUGAGCCUGAGGGCCAUCAGUUUGCGACCCUUGUCUUAACACAGUCACUCCCCCCAAGUAUGUAUAAGUUUCUAUUCUUUGUUAUGGACAUGGUAGUAUUAUAUAUAGUUGGGGGUCCGAUAUUUCAGUUCUUCUCUAUCUCUCAGAGUUAAGCUUUAUUGUAAAAAAAAAAAAAAUUAACGUGGCCACAGAUAACACUUAACUUUCAGUUUCCUGAAGGAACUUUGAAGUAAAGCCAUUUUUUUUUUUUUUAAACCAGAUCCUCUGUCAAACCACUUGGCACUUUUUUCCUGAGGACUUGUGGUAAACCUCUUUUGCCCCUGGAGUUUACAGAUGAGUAAUCAGGAAGGAUUGCAGAAGAACUUGUUUUCUUGUAUCUGGUUGUUGGAUUAAAAUUAUUCUUAAUAUUUUUGUUUGUGGGAUCCCAGCCUGUCCCUUUAGAGUCGUGGUCGGUCACCAUGAACAGUGCUGGGUCUCAGGGCCAGACAUCUUAGGCUUGUACCAUUCCCACUGCGGAGGAUGCUGGUCUGGUCAGUCUUGACUCCAGGGCUCCCACCAAAGUUAACAUUUUUUUGCACUUGGAGGGGAUGAACAUGCUUCCAAAGCAUCUCCUGGCACCUCUCAGAAGAGGUUCUUUGGUAACAUGUGACUUUGACCUUGAUGAAAAUGCUUCCUCAUCUCUAGCCACUUGGAUAACAAUUUUCUCCGGUGGUGGAGCGAAUGAACCUCAUCCACAUUCCCAGUGUCCCUCAGGAGGAAACCAAGUUAAAUGUUAUCAUUGUGGUGUUAGUUUUUGUUUUUUUUUAAAUCACUUGUCUGUGACUUAGACAUGUCUGUUUAUAAUUUUAUAUCUACAUAGCAAAUGAGUGGGUGGGAAAUGCAAAUAUAGGUUGGGAGAAGGUAGAGAGGAUGCUAUCAUAUUACAGAGAAAAUAGACUCAAAUGUGCAGCUAAAUUAUAUAUAUAUAAUCUGUUUUUUUGAAGUAUCAGGUAUUCAGGAAUAUUUUAGCACCUUUUGCUUUAAUUAAAAAGAAAAGUGCCUUGAUUCAGUCACCUGACUUAAAACAUUCCUCAGUUCUAUUGUUAAUUAAUUACGUGUCUUCUGAUGCCAAACUGUAUUAUGAUGCGGUCUUGGGGCUGCAGAAGUUGUGUUCCAAUAACAGAGACCAAAGAGUUAACCAGAUCUCUCUCGGCUGCUAUUAUUGUGUGAUUAGAAAGCAUUUUAAUCACGCCAAAUUUCCAUGGCCCAAAUGGCUCAUGCCUGGCCUGUUAUUUGUUUUUGAGUUCAAGUUGGAGUAAAUUUGCACUUUCCAUCAUCUAGGUCAUUUGAGGACCUUGUUCUUUUCUGUCUUGCUGUAUUAAUAAAGAAAUUUGUAGAAACCUCUA
Molecule: messenger RNA, 6288 nt
Organism: Marmota monax (woodchuck)
Lineage: Eukaryota; Metazoa; Chordata; Mammalia; Rodentia; Sciuridae
Gene: Itpripl2
Product: ITPRIP like 2
Exons: 1
Coding region: 56-1663 (535 amino acids)
Source: RefSeq, a predicted model, not a curated record